AUGGAGCGCGGCCCCGGGGCCAGCGCCGCUGGCAUCAGGUACAGCGCCCAGCUGCAGGACAUGAAGAACCUGGAGGAAGGGGUGGAGUUCCUCCCUGCCAUGAACUCCAAGAAGAUGGAGAAGCGUGGCCCGAGGCGGCGGGUGGUCAUCGCUGUCACCAUCGCUGUGUUCCUGCUCCUCUCCCUGGUCACUGGCCUCCUGGUUUGGCACUUCAAAUAUAGGAACGCUCCUGUCCGGAAGGUUUUCAAUGGCCACUUGAGGGUUCUGAACUGGGAAUUUGUUGAUGCUUAUGAGAACUCCAGCUCACCAGAGUUCCAGAUGCUGGCCAAGAAGGUGAAGAGCACGGUGGAGGAGAUCUACAGGAACCACGCAGAUAUUGGCCCAUACCACAAAGAGACACUGAUAACUGCCUUCAGUGAAGGCAGUGUCAUUGCCUACUACUGGUCAGAGUUCCUUGUCCCCAAGUACCGGGAGGAGAGGCUGGACGUGGCAAUGGCAGACAAGCAGAGCCUGGUGCAGAGGUGGAACCCUCGCCUGCGGAACCCCAUGCUGAAGGUGGAGUCGGUCGUCGCCUUCCCUGCUGACCCCAGCAUAGCUCAUUCCACUCGGGACAACAGCUGCAUCUUUGCUCUCCAUGCCAAGGAAGGGGAGAUCACCACUUUCACCACCCCAGGCUUCCCCAACAGCCCCUACCCCAACAAUGCACUCUGCUACUGGACACUGAGGGCAGAUGCCAACUCCAUCAUCAGCCUGACCUUCAAGACACUGGAGCUGGAGCAGUGCAGAGAUGGCAGUGACUACAUCAAGGUGUACAACUCUCUGAGCCCUGUGGAGCCCCAUGCCUUGGUCAGGCUCUGUGGGAAUUAUGCCCCUUCCUACAACCUGACCUUCCUGUCCUCCCAGAACGUCAUGCUCGUCACGCUGGUUACCAACAAGGAGGGCAGAUUCCCUGGCUUCAAAGCUGAGUUCUUCCAGCUCCCAAAGAUGAAAGCCUGUGGUGGGACUCUGAGAGGAGAGAGUGGCACCUUCACAACUCCCUACUACCCAGCACACUAUGCCCCAGACAUGGACUGUGUCUGGAACAUAGAGGUUCCCUCUAGAAAGAACGUGAAGGUGCGUUUCAACAUGUUCUUCGUGCUGGAGCCUGGCAUCCCAGUCACCUCCUGCACCAAGGACUAUGUGCAGAUCAACAGCACCAGGUACUGUGGGGAGCGUUCCCAGUUCGUGGUGGCCAGCACCACCAACAGAAUGGAGGUGCAGUUCCACUCAGACCAGUCCUACACAGACACUGGCUUCUCUGCUGACUACCUGUCCUACGACUCCAGUGACCCCUGCCCUGGGAAGUUCACCUGCAACACGGGGCGCUGCAUCGACAGGAGCAUGCGCUGCGACGGCUGGCUGGACUGUGUGGAUGGCAGCGACGAGAGGGCCUGCACCUGUACAGAGCAGCAGUUCAGGUGCCAGAAUGGUUGGUGCAAGCCCAAGUUCUGGGUCUGUGACAACGUCAAUGACUGUGGGGACAACAGUGAUGAGCUGCAGUGCAGCUGUGCAGCUGACAGCUUCAAGUGUGACAAUGGGAAGUGCAUCCCCGAGGUGCAGAAGUGUGAUGGCAAGGACAACUGUGGGGAUGGGAGCGACGAGGGCAGCUGCAGCAAGGUGCACAAAACAGUCCCCUGCAAGGAGCACACCUACAGGUGCCGCAGCGGGGACUGCAUCAGCAAGCAGAACCCCGAGUGCGACGGAGAGCAGGACUGCCAGGACAACUCCGAUGAGGAGAACUGCGACUGUGGGAUCCGCUCCUUCACCAGGAAGUCACGGAUUGUCGGCGGGCAGGACUCUGACACGGGAGAGUGGCCCUGGCAGGUCAGCCUCCAUGUCAAGGGCCAGGGCCACAUCUGUGGGGCCUCACUGAUCUCAGACAGAUGGCUGGUGUCAGCAGCACACUGCUUCCAGGAGCUGCAGCAUAUCAAGUACUCAGAUCCCAGCCUGUGGACAGCCUACCUGGGCCUGACCAACCAAGGGAACCGCAACGCGGCCAACGUGCAGCCGCGCAAGAUCAAGAGAAUCAUCUCCCACCCCUACUUCAACGACUACACCUACGACUACGACGUGGCUGUGAUGGAGCUGCAGAGCCCUGUCACCUUCUCCUCUGUUGUCCAGCCCAUCUGCCUGCCUGAUGCCACCCACAGCUUCCCUGUCGGCAAGGACAUGUGGGUAACUGGAUGGGGAGCGACCCAGGAAGGAGGCAGUGGAGCCUCCAUCCUGCAGAAAGCUGAGAUCCGACUGAUCAACCAAACUGUGUGCAACCAGCUGCUGACAGACCAGCUGAGCCCACGCAUGAUGUGUGUGGGCAUCCUGACCGGCGGCACUGACGCCUGCCAGGGAGACUCCGGGGGGCCCCUGGUCAGCGUGGAGCCCAGCGGCAGGAUGUUCCUGGCCGGCGUGGUGAGCUGGGGCGAUGGCUGCGCCCAGAGGAACAAGCCUGGAGUCUACACUCGCCUCACCAGCCUGAGGGACUGGGUCAGACAGCAGACAGGCCUCUAG
Indicator indicator is the source of this 2544-nucleotide messenger RNA. RefSeq names its product ST14 transmembrane serine protease matriptase (gene ST14). The transcript has 19 exons. Gene Ontology annotation, biological process: proteolysis; acrosome reaction. NCBI's taxonomy places the organism in Eukaryota, Metazoa, Chordata, Aves, Piciformes, Indicatoridae. Gene Ontology annotation, molecular function: protein binding; serine-type endopeptidase activity. The record is from RefSeq and is a predicted model, not a curated record. Bases 1 to 2544 code for a protein of 847 amino acids. Gene Ontology annotation, cellular component: membrane.